AUUCGAAUUUCCUAUUUAUAUUUUUGCCAUUUAUCAAAAGUAGACGAAAAAAAUUCAGUAGAGAUUAUAAAUGGAAGAGGAUGAGAGCGAAAAAAAAGAAAUUCACACCUUUCAAUCAUUGGGUGUUAAUGAUGUGUUAAUUGAAUCCUGUAAAAGCCUAAAUUGGGAGACUCCUACCAAAAUACAGAUCGAAGCAAUUCCUGCUGCUCUUCAAGGUAAAGACAUUAUAGGACUUGCUGAAACAGGUUCCGGCAAGACAGGUGCCUUUGCCAUUCCCAUUCUCCAAAAUCUUUUAUCUAAUCCGCAACGUUUAUUUGCCCUGGUAUUGACUCCUACCAGAGAAUUGGCGUUUCAAAUAUGUCAACAAUUUGAAGGACUUGGGGCAUCUUUUGGCCUUAAGUGCGUUGUUAUCGUGGGUGGAAUCGAUAUGAUGACCCAAUCCAUUCUCUUGGCAAAGAAACCUCACAUCAUCGUCGCGACCCCAGGAAGAUUGGUAGAUCAUCUAGAAAAUACUAAAGGAUUCCAUCUCAAAUCGCUCAAAUAUUUGGUAAUGGACGAAGCUGACAGAAUUUUAGAUAUGGACUUCGAAACAGAGGUAGACAAGAUCCUCAACGUCAUACCGAGGGAUAGAAACACUUACCUCUAUUCCGCCACCAUGACGGCCAAGGUUAAUAAACUGCAGAGGGCAUCACUCAAAGAACCCGUCAAAAUUCAAAUUUCGGUUAACAAGUACCAUACCGUGGAGAAGUUGGUCCAGUUCUACCUCUUCAUACCGCUAAAAUUCAAGGUUUAUUUUUUUUGGUCAUUUUAA
This is a messenger RNA of Gordionus sp. m RMFG-2023, 811 nucleotides long. RefSeq names its product probable ATP-dependent RNA helicase DDX47. The record is from RefSeq and is a predicted model, not a curated record. Gene Ontology annotation, molecular function: nucleic acid binding; RNA helicase activity; ATP binding. Bases 71 to 811 code for a protein of 246 amino acids. The transcript is spliced from 6 exons. Lineage: Eukaryota; Metazoa; Nematomorpha; Gordioida; Chordodea; Parachordodidae.